ACCUGUGGACUGUUGGCGGUGGCGUGAGCACGUAGUACCUCUGGCGACAUCAUCUGGCGGCGCUGGUGACGCGGAGAAACAUAGGUGUUGAAGUUGCUUCUCAUCUGCCCCUGCUGCCCCUCUCACCGCAUCAUAAUCUCUCAAUACUAAUUCCUUUGGCUCUUCAUUAAAGCGUCUAUCCUCGUGAGUGAGCCACAUGAAGCACACGUCGGCAUCACCACCCUUGGCUUGACACGCUCCCACAACAACAAGGAGCAAGGAGGCGGAGUGUGACCAGCGUUGUGGCAGCAACACAGAGGCAGGCAACCUGAAGGAAGGCCAGCAACACAGAGGCAGGCAGCCUGAAGGAAGGCCAGCAACACAGAGGCAGGCAGCCUGAACCAAGGGCAGCAACACAGAGGCAGGCAGCCUGAAGGAAGGCCAGCAACACAGAGGCAGGCAGCCUGAAGGAAGGCCAGCAACACAGAGGCAGGCAGCCUGAAGGAAGGCCAGCAACACAGAGGCAGGCAGCCUGAAGGAAGGCCAGCAACACAGAGGCAGGCAGCCUGAAGGAAGGCCAGCAACACAGAGGCAGGCAGCCUGAAGGAAGGCCAGCAACACAGAGGCAGGCAGCCUGAAGGAAGGCCAGCAACACAGAGGCAGGCAGCCUGAAGGAAGGCCAGCAACACAGAGGCAGGCAGCCUGAAGGAAGGCCAGCAACACAGAAGGCAGUUUGAGCCAUGGAUGACAACGUGGAGGAGUGUCCAGUGUGCCUCACCACCUUUGACGACACCCUCAGGCGGCCACGCACUCUGCCCUGUGGCCAUACAGUGUGCUCGCCGUGCAUUGACGGACUGAAGCAGCAGGGUGCCGUCACGUGCCCCACCUGCCGGGUGAGUCACGCCGUGCCCGAGGCGGGCCAGUUCCCCAUCUCCUAUAUUACGGAGGGCCUUAUCAGGAGACUGAGAAGACUGGCCUCUCUGCCAGCCGAGCCAGGGAAGCAGGCAGCCCCACCAGUGACACGGCCUGCACCAAAGGCGACAACGGGACUCAGCAGGAAGGCACAGUCCCUGCUGCAGGAGCAAGAGGUGAAGGUCCUGGCUGCCAUCCGCUCCUGCCAGGAGGAGCAGAGCCAGCUGGCCGAGUACCUGACAACCCUCGGUGGCUGGAGCAGUCGCCAGCAGCGGCUGCAAGACGAGCUGCAGACGCUGGUGGACCAGAGCAAGAGUGCCCGGGAAGCGGUGCACCGCGAGGAGUCCCGGGUAGAGGGCAGGCAGGAGGAGGUGCGGCAGAAGGAGCAGCAGCUGCACGCCGCGCUACAGUCGCUGCGCACGGCCGCAACACGGCAGGAAGCUUACGAGGUCAUUGAGGACACAGACCUUCUGGUGGAGAAGGACAGUCAGACAGAGGGGUGUCUGGGAGUGUUUCCCGACGUCCACGCCGUCACCACCGUCACCAAGGUGGCACAGGCAUCGCGCGCAGCCCUGCAGGCUGCCACCGCUGCCGCUGCUGCCACACAGGCAGCCCUGGAGGCAGUGGGCACUGCUGCUGCAGCCUCGGGGGACUCCAGCCUCCCAGCAGCCUUGGCCGAGGCCUCCUCCAUCGCGGAUAGGCUGCAGGCCCUACUGGCGCCGCCCCUGACGGCCGAGGACCUGCACAGCCUAACACAGCAUGCCAGGGGCCUGGUGGAGGCUGGCCUUGUCUUCGCCGUCCACGACGUGAAGGGACAGACUCGGCACGCAAGGAUCAGCCUUGAAGACGGCAGCCUUUACCUCCACUCCCUGCAGGCCCAGGCCCUGCCGAACCUCACCGCCACCCUGCAGAUGGGGGAGGUGGUGCCGGCCGCCCCCCCCUGCGAGGUGUUCCUGGACCUGAUGUGGUCCGGCAGCGCGGCGCGGCGGGUGGUGGUGAGUCUACCCAAGGACACCCCCCUGGGCCGGCAGUUCAUGCUGCUGUGCUCGGGCCAGCGGGGCGCCUGCUACGCCAACACCAGGCUGUUUAAGGUGAUAGAUGAGGGACAGCCGGAGGAGCGUGUGGUGGGAGGAGAGUACCAGACAGGUGAUGGGAGGAGCCGCCCUGCUGCCUCACCUUGGCCAGGGUGAGUACUGGAAGUCAGGCAAGGCGGGGGCUGUGUGGUGCUGGUGGCGUGAUGACCCUGCCCGUGGUGCUCAGUUCGGCAUCACCACCCGGGACUUGCAGCGUGGUAGAGUUUGGCAUGAUGUCUUUGGCCAGGUGGUGCGGGGCCUGGAGGUGGUGCAGGAGGCAGCCCGGCACCGCCCCAUUACUGAGGUGACUGUGGUGCAGUGUGGCGUGGUGCUGUCACGAUAGUGCUGCACCACACCACACACCACACCACACCACACCACUACCAAUAUUAUUUUUUUUGUCAUUUUUUUUAAGAGGAAAGAAGCAAACACACACACACACACACACACACACACACACACACACACACACUUCUGUUAGCAGUGUUCACAUCACUGGUCCACACUGUCUCAUCUUGCUUCUCCUCAAUAACAUUAUUGUACAAACACAAA
This is a messenger RNA of Scylla paramamosain (green mud crab), 2516 nucleotides long. Its product is annotated as proline-rich protein 36-like. Gene Ontology annotation, biological process: protein ubiquitination. The transcript is spliced from 6 exons. Gene Ontology annotation, molecular function: ubiquitin protein ligase activity. Bases 720 to 2081 code for a protein of 453 amino acids. The record is from RefSeq and is a predicted model, not a curated record. NCBI's taxonomy places the organism in Eukaryota, Metazoa, Arthropoda, Malacostraca, Decapoda, Portunidae.